Molecule: messenger RNA, 2907 nt
Organism: Cantharellus anzutake
Lineage: Eukaryota; Fungi; Basidiomycota; Agaricomycetes; Cantharellales; Hydnaceae
Product: WD40-repeat-containing domain protein
Exons: 4
Coding region: 1-2907 (968 amino acids)
Molecular function (GO): protein binding
Source: RefSeq, a predicted model, not a curated record
AUGUCGGGGGGUCAUCAGCAGACACACCAGAGCUAUGGUUUGUCACAAGGUCCGCAGAUAAUCCUUGGGCCAGCCAAAAAUACCACUGUUGUUACGACGACUACGACGACUACUACGACGUAUGCUCCCAUCACAUUGCCACCUUUGCCGCCGCAGCCGACUUUGAAAGAUCCCAAGUUAUAUCCGCUGCUGCAUGCGCCUGUGCCGCGGUCUUUGCGUCGAUUCCCACUUGUCUUCCCUGGUGGAACUCGCGCUGUUUUCCAUGAUCCAGGUGAUUCGGAUGAAGACACUGAUCCUCAAUGGGCUGGCGAAGAUGUCAUCGGAGGUGAAGGGUGGCAAAUGAUGAAUUCAUCGUCAUCUAAUCAGAAAAAGGAUAAGGAGGUAGUAGUCGGAUUAAACGAGGCUAUAGACCGCUUUGGUGUUCGAAAGCGGGUGCAUAGUGAUUCUGGUCUUACUAGUCCUGUAGAUGAUCCUCACAGUGGCGAUGUUGUGAUGGAAGGUAUAGACGAUACUGCUCGCAGUCCGCCUCCUCGCAAGAAGGCUCGUCCGUCUGAUCAAAUUGUGACUCGAUCUCAUGCUGCACCUCCAUCACCACUCCCAUCACCCCAGCCGAGCCCCGCGGGUCAAGUAUUAUGGGCGCCUAACCCUUCCACUGAGGCUCAAGCUCCGUUUCAGCCGGAUCUUUCACUCACGACACUCUUAGCUCUUCCCGAUCUGCUUACACAUUACAUCUCACUCCCCCCUGGCCUUCAAUCCCACUACAUUCUUACCCUCCUCCGUCAUUCACCACUCCAAGUGCUUCGCAUGAUUCAUUCCGUCCUCACCCCCACCCUAGCUCGCGAUUUCGUCGGUAUGCUUCCUCCCGAACUUGCCUCGAACAUCCUUCAAUUCUUGCCGCCUUCCGCUUUAUUUGCCGCUGCUCGAGUCUCCCGUUCUUGGAGGAAUUUAGUUGAUUCCGAUCCUGUCAUAUGGAUGAACCUUCUCAAACGUACCGGAACAUGGUUCGGUGGCCCUUCGGAGGUUGCCUUUGCUCAGCGAGUGGAAGAGUACCGCGCGCGUCACCCGCCUGCUUUCAGACGUGGCAGCACUGUAUCUUCACUACCCCUUCCACACCCUUACAAGCUUCUCUUUAGAGCUCGCCACACGAUCCUUUCCCGCUGGACUCAGACAACACCCAAGCGUUUACACUUCCCUGCUCAUGGUGCCUCAGUCGUUACGUGUCUGUUGUUCUCUCGUCGAAGAAUCAUCUCUGCCUCGGACGAUCAUUCCAUUCAUGUGUACGAUCCGGCUGAUGGGAGGCAAAUCCGGAUUUUAGAGGGACACGAAGGUGGUGUGUGGGCGCUCGCGGUGUGUUCGAGAAGGAUUGUGUCCCGCAAUCCUCAUGCGUCUCCCAAAUAUUAUGAUUUGCUUGUCUCUGGCUCGACUGACCGGACCGUGAGAAUUUGGGAUCUUGCGACAGGGAGAAACACGCAUGUAUUUGGGGGACAUACGAGUACUGUAAGGUGUUUGGCGGUUGUGAGGCCGACUUGGAUUGAGAAGGAUGAUGGGAGUGGUGUGAAGGAGAAAUGGCCCAAGCGGACGUUGAUUGUUACUGGCAGCCGGGAUCACUCGCUUAGGGUUUGGAGGUUGCCCGGGAGGGGUGAAGAUGAGUAUAGAUGCUUUGGGGCUGAUACGACGGAAGACGAUCCAGCUGAGGUGGGGCAUUAUUAUUACAUUGAGGACGUGCGUGAAAAUCCAUAUCACAUCAGGCUGCUAGAAGGUCAUACGCACGCUGUGAGGGCUUUGGCCGCUCACGGACGCACACUUGUGUCCGGGAGUUAUGACGCUACUGUUCGUGUCUGGGACAUUAUAACUGGAGAUUGUAAGUUUACUUUAACAGGGCACACACAGAAAGUUUAUAGCGUCGUGCUGGAUUCCAUUCGCAAUCAAGUCUGCUCGGGUUCAAUGGACGGGAGCGUUAGAAUUUGGUCGCUCAAGACUGGUCAAUUGUUGCACACCCUCAUUGGUCAUACCUCUCUCGUUGGUUUACUCUCCCUUUCUCCCACUACCCUUGUAUCUGCUGCGGCAGACUCCACGCUUCGGAUAUGGGAUCCAACUUCUGGGUCCCUGCAACACGUCCUCUCUGCACAUACUGGUGCUAUUACUUGUUUCCAGCACGAUGAAUUCAAAGUCCUUUCUGGCUCAGAUGGAGCGCUCAAGAUGUGGGAUACGCGAGAUGGGACUGUCAUUCGUGAUUUACUCACCAACAUCACUGGUGUCUGGCAAGUCGUCUUUGACGAACGAUUCUGCGUGGCCGCAAGCAACGCCCAGGAACACACCUUCCUCGACGUCUGGGAUUUUGGGAUGGAAGGAGAUGACGACAUCGAGGCCGCUCGCGUCGGCGAAGAGGAUGAGGAAAGUGAGGACGAAGAUGACCACGAAGAUGAGAUGAUGCAAGACGCAGCGUCCAGUUCACACUACAUCGACAGUGUGACGGUUUCAGCAGACAACGAAGAAGAGGUGGUGUCCCAGCAAACAUGGAGUGCAUGGGAGCCUGGGACCAGCGAGGACACGCAAAACUCAAAUGCUCAGUUUGAAACAUAUGUUGGUCCUUCACAAACCUUUGCAGCCUCACCUACCCUCGAGCUUCCGGAUCCGACUUCGCCCUCUCCAGUCCCUGGCCCGUCUGGCUCCUCCAAACGUGGUGCAUCCUCAAAAGAUAAGGGCAAAGGCAAGGCGGUCGCGACGGCACCUACCGCUCCCCCCUCACAUGAAACACCGCCGGCUUCGACGACCCCUCAAGCUAUGCCACCGGGGGGAUACUCUGCAUGGGCACAUGGCGCCGCUCCUGGUGCUCAGAGUUUCACCGCCGCUAUGGCGGAAGAAACACCAUCCAAGUCCCAACGAUCGACGAGACAACGUCGAUGA